AUGGCCAUGGCGGGCGUAGGAAGUCAGAGAGGUUCGUCGUCGUCGAGGAUGCUCCUGCCGCGGAACAUCAGCCUCUCUACCGGGCAUCUCCCGGAAGCACUGGGCGGAGCCCCUCCGCCGCUCCGGCCGAACGUCAUCAACCCUUACGGCCGCCCCUACAGGUACUGGCAGAUGUUCCUGAUCGUGCUGGUGGCCUACUCUGCGUGGGCGUCGCCGUUCGAGCUGGCCCUGGAGAAGGCCGUCUCCCGGGCGCACCUCGUCGUGGACCUGGUCGUCGACGUCUUCUUCUGCGCCGACAUCGUCGUGUCCUUCUUCGUCGCGUACCGCGACAGGUCCACCGACCUCCUCGUCGACGACCGUGGCAAGAUCGCCGUGAGGUACCUGACGCGGCCGUGGUUCGUGCUGGAUGUGGCCUCCACAAUCCCGUUGCAGAUAGUCUACCAGCUCGUGAGGGGCAAGAAAAACGGACCCUGCGGGUUCCUCAUCCUUCUCCGGCUCUGGCGGCUGCGUCGCGCCAGUAAGCUCUUUGCAAGGUUGGAGAAGGACACCAGACUGAGCUACUUCUGGACUAGGUUUAUCAAGCUAUUCUGCGUGGCUCUGUUUGCGCUGCACUGCGCGUCGUGCGUGUACCUGUGGCUCGCGUUCCACUACCGGGACAAGGAGCAGACGUGGAUCGGCAGCCUCCGGGGCGACUUCAAGGAGCGCAGCGUGUGGUUCGCCUACACGUACGCGGUGUACUGGUCCAUGACCACCAUGGCCACGGUCGGCUACGGCGACCUGCACGCCGCCAACACCGGCGAGAAGCUCUUCAGCAUCCUCUUCAUGCUCUGCAACAUGGGCGUCGCCUGCUACGUCAUCGGCAACAUGACCAACCUCGUCGUCCACGGCGCCACCACCACAUUCCGCAUGAGGGACAUGGUGGACCAGGUGGCGAGGUACGGGAAGGCGAACCGGCUGCCGGCGUGGAUGCGGGAGCAGAUGGUGGAGAGCGUGCAGCUGAGGUUCCAGAUGGCGGAGCUGCUGCUGCCCGACGAGGUGCUGUCGGAGCUGCCCAAGGCCGCGAGGUCGGCCGUCGCGCAGCACCUCUACAAGGCCACGGUCGAGGACUGCUACCUCUUCCGGGGGGCCUCCGACAACCUCGUCGUGCAGCUCGUCUCGGAGAUGAAGGCGGAGUUCUUUCCGCCCAAGAUGGACAUUGUCCUGGAGAACGAGAACCCGACCGACUGCUACAUCAUCGCGUCCGGCCAAGUGGAUGUGUUGAGAACCGCCAAGGACGAUGGCCUGGAGAAGUUUGUCAUGAGGAUAGGGCCACAUGGCAUGGCGGGUGAAAUCGGUGUGAUGCUCAACAUCCCGCAGCCAUUUACCAUCCGGAGCAGAACCCUAACCCAGGUCAUACGUAUAAGCCGUAGCCACUUGCAGAACACCGUCCGGCCUGCUACUGCAGACGGGGACACCAUAUUCUCCAAUUUUGUUCAGUAUCUUGAAUCUCUGAAGGUGCGACAUGGAGAGGAGCUAACAUUUGCCAGAGAUGUCGGGCAUGACACACUCCCGUUUCAGAACGGCGACCCGAUACGUGUUGUUAUCCACGGGCAAAUUCCGCACGGCAGUGGCAUGGCGGGCAACCGCGCGGCAGGGAAGCUCGUAUGUCUGCCUGGUUCACUGGAAGAACUGAUGAAGCUUGGCGAAGACAAGUUUGGAAUGGCGGCGAGACAUGUCCUCACCGCCGACGGCGCGGAGGUGGAUGACGUUCGCGCGCUGAGAGACGGCGAUCACCUCUUCUUAAGUUGACAGGGAACUGUACUCUAAAGUCUCUAACUCAGUGCAUGUAUAGAUAGGGGGAUCGACUACGUGCAAGUUGACUGAUUUUUAUUUAUUGAUCAGUCGACCGACAGUCGAUUUAUCUUUGGGCUGUAGCGUUAACUGCUGACGAGGAUGAGGACAGACAACGCGCGCGCCUGAUAGCUGGCCCCUUCCUGCAUGAUUCGACAUACACACGUUUGGUCGAAUCACAAGUUAAGGGCUAGGGUUUGUCUAGGCCUCAUCUAGAUGUGGAGCGAUCGCUUACAACCAUUCAGAUAUGGUGCACAAGUUAAGUUAGGGUUUGUCAGGCCCAGGUCCUUCUGUUUUUUUCUCUUCUAGGUAUUCUUUUUCUGGUUUUCUAUGUUUUUUCAAAAAAUUAUGUUCUCUGUACUAAAUUUGUUUUUCUAAAAUAUGGUGCACAAAUUUCAAAUACACACCGAAUAUAUUUUUAAUAUGGUGAACAUUUUCCAAAUGCACAGAGAACAAUUUUUUAAUAUACAAAUGAACAUUUUUUCUCAUAAAGUGAUUUUUUAAAAAUAUAUGUUUUCCUUUUUUAACUGUAGGGUGAACUAUUUUUCAUGUAUGAUCACCAUUUCUUUUAUACAAAUUGAACUUUUUUAGUGUAGGGUGAACUAUUUUUCAUGUAUGAUCACCAUUUCUUUAAUACAAAUUGAACUUUUUUAGUGUAGGGUGAACUAUUUUAAUUAUACGAUGAACAUUUCUUUUAUCCAAACUGAUUUUUUUGUUGUAACCUUUUUAAUAUACAAUGAACAUUUUUUUUGUGCAAACUGAACUUAUUUAAAUGUAGGUGAACUUUUUGGCUGGUUUUAAUACAAAAAAUGAAAAAUAAUAAAACUUUGCAAAUUUGAAAAGGUAAGAAUGAAAAGAGAAAAAUAAAAGGUAGAAAG
This is a messenger RNA of Aegilops tauschii subsp. strangulata, 2708 nucleotides long. The record is from RefSeq and is a predicted model, not a curated record. Lineage: Eukaryota; Viridiplantae; Streptophyta; Magnoliopsida; Poales; Poaceae.